Molecule: messenger RNA, 1247 nt
Organism: Parus major (Great Tit)
Lineage: Eukaryota; Metazoa; Chordata; Aves; Passeriformes; Paridae
Exons: 7
Coding region: 1-669 (222 amino acids)
Source: RefSeq, a predicted model, not a curated record
AUGCAGCCAAGUGCUCAGACCUGGGCUCUGCCCCAUCCCAGCCAAGUGCCCACACCUGGGCUCUGCCCCAUCCCAGCCAAGUGCCCACACCUGGGCUCUGCCAGCUCCACCCCACCCCAGAACUGCCCUCUGGAGCUCUCAGUCUGUGCAGUCUGUGCUGCUCAUCUGAAUCAUCUCACUACAACAGGAGGGGAGCACAGGGCAGACACAGAUAUCUGUUCCCAGACACCUGAGUGUAAAAUACUCACAAAGCUUUGGAGAGACCAAAGACUGGGGGCCAAGAAAUCCACUGGUGAUUUGUGUUCACUUUUCCAGACUCUACAGAGGAGAAAGACUUUUAUCUUGCUUUUAAAACCUCUCAAAAUGAUCAUGAGAGAUGACAGACAACACAGACUUGCUAGGCACCACUGCUGGCUUUGGGACAGUUUGCUACAUCAGCAGUCAAUCCCUGAAAUGACAAUAGGAUACCAGAGAGGGGUACAGAAUUUUGCUUCCACCAGAUUUAGUUUGAAGAUGCUGAGGGACACAGCAAGAUGCCUUUUGUGCAGGUCUGGAAGGUCUUUGAUCACAGUCCAUUCCCUAAUUGAACUCCAGAGAAUAAAACUGCUCUCUCUUUCUGCCUGUUGCCUUUUGCACCCAUCAGAAAUCCAAGCAGAGGGAGAUCUGUAGAGCAGCAUCUCAGUCAGCAUGUGUCACCAGGAGACCUGGCCACAAAGGCAGUCUGCCUCCAAGUUAUUUAAGGGACAGCCCUGGAAGAUGAUGUGUAUUACCUCCUCAGAUUUUCUUCAAGUUGUGAGCUUUGAAUCACUGCUAAGAGGCUGGAAAAUUGCAUCAGAAAAGCCUCUCAGGGAAAGGGAAGCACUGAAGAAAGAUGGAGAAGAAAGUGCAAACUACAGACUAAAACCUGCCCUCUGCUGCAUCAGAUGCAUGAGACUACAAAGUGUAUGAAUAUAAUCCAAGAGAAAUUGAGUUCAUCCAGCAUCUGAAUGCCUUGAUGGACUAAAACUUCAUCUGGGGACAUCCAACAGCACUCCAAGGCCUUAACAGCCCUGAGUAAGAAAACUGAGUAGCUGUAAUAAUACAUAAAAGCGUAUGAACCAUCUGAAUGGAAGAUUUCCUUGGACUAAGUGAGGAAUGCCCCAGUUUCAUUUGAUUUCUUGCAGUAGGUCUGGGAGGUUUUAGAGCCCAGACAUUCCCGGGCCCAGGAGCAGAGAUGCCUUCAACUCUGGGAUUUGCUGUGGUUUCAU